AUGACCUAUCUAUCUGGUGUGGAUGUUUGCUCACCAUGGAGAUAGCAGUAGCUGGGUGAAUCAUUCACACUUGGACAGUCUGAGCUUCAUUGACAUAAAAGCUGUUGGAACCCCCUGCAGGCGUCGGAUGUUCCGAGCCCCAUAUACAUAACAGUGGUUGGACGAUCUACCUUGCUCUGGAUGUUUGAGCCCCAUGGAGAUAACAUUAGUUGGGUGAGCCACCUGUACUUGGAAAGUGUGAGUUUCAUCUGCGUAACAGUGGUUGGAAGACCCAGCUGCGGCCGGAGGUGUCAGCUCUGUUGGGAUUGUAUGAGCAAUGUUCGAUGAACAGCGGUUGGACGACUCGGGAGUUAUUGGACGAUUCCAGGUUAUGUGCAUAACAUCGGAAUGGACAAUUCAGCAGGGGUUGGACGUAUCGGAAGCCCGUAGAAACAGCAGUUGGUUGGAUACACAGUGAGACAUUGAAACUAGGUCACCUCAGGUUGACACCUAAGCAGUGAAACAGGAAAGAUACAAAUAGUCUACCUGAUGCCACAUUGUGGUGAUUACUUCAAAGGCCUUGAAGCUUUUAGGAGGAGCCUCAGGUGCAUAUAUAAGAUUAGUUACACAGACAGUGGAUAAUUCAGUGUAUGUUUGCAGCUGAACCAUGAAGAUGGUCCAGUACUAGUGUGAAGUACUUUACAAAACAACAAGAAUGAGAAACAAAAGAUAGAAUGUCACAUGACAUUUAUUCAACAUACAAUAACAGAGGCGAAUGGUACUACCAGCAUCACAAUAUGGCCCUAAGAGUUGAGGAAUAUACACAGUUGAGGGAAUCUACACCCUCUCCCUUGCGCAACAUACAGCAGAGAAGGAGGCAUGAAAGAGUCUCUAAUGACAGGCUGUAUAACACAGAGAACACAUAUCAACACAACCUUCUGGUUCCACACAAUGUACCUGUGUACCCUAGACACCCCCAACCCUUUGACUUAAGGGUUGUAGGUCUGACAAAAACAGGUUACAACAAGUUAGUCAUGACAUAGGACUGUCACCGAAGACCAAGGUUACAAUGGACCGCCAACUCGGUACAACAAACGGCCACAAAACGUUUAUCAUGCUCCUACUACAGCAGAGACAUGACCCAUUGUUCUGUCAACUGUAGGCGAAGCAAAGAACCCAAUACAGGCCUUAAAGCUCAAAGGUUGUGUCCCGAAGUCUCCUGUAGCAGCGGCCGCAAUGGUGGUCUUGGUAGCAGCGUCACAUCGGCAAAGAUUGGCAGAUAUGAAAACAGGUUUUCUUCACAAAGCCACAGCAUGCCUAGAUCACAUAGACCGUCCACUGGCACACAUCAGAAACCUGUGACUGUGGACAAUAUUAAGAAGAGAUCGGUCGACAUGUCCUACAAUCAGCCUGGUUCUCAGUCGAGCAUUAAAAGUGGUUGCAGAAAGAGGGCCUGGAUGUUCAACAGGAGACCGAACAACAGUGAGGAAGUAGACAGUGGCACAUCAGAGGUUACCAUGUCACGGAUACCAAUGAGGAGGCUAACCUACCUAGACUGUCACAAUUCUGUACCCAAACAUGUCGCGGAAAGGGUAUCCUCUCCAGUCAAACAUAGUGUACCUAUCAAACAAAAAAGUACCAGAGUGGCUGGAGUCCAACAAGACCCUGAUACUGAACCAUGUGUAUCUGCUGAGCCAGAGUAUCAGUAUACAGAAGAUGCUGCCUGUUCUGGGACGGUAUGCACUGUGCCUAAUUCCCCCACGACGCAAACCCAGGAGCCAGACUCUGAUGAGACUCAGACCCCAGAAUCUGCUGAGACACAGACCGAGGAGCCAGACUCUGAUGAGACUCAGGCCAAUGAUGUAGUGUCUGCUGAGACUCAGAACCCAGACUCUGAUGAGACUCAGACCAAGGAGCCAGACUUGGAUGAAACUCAGACCAAUGAGGUAGUGUCCGCUCAGACUGUGUCUGCUGCGACUCAGACCCCAGAAUCUGCUGAGACACAGACCGAGGAGCCAGACUCUGAUGAGACUCAGACCAAGGAGCCAGACUCUGAUGAGACUCAGACCAAGGAGGUAGUGUCUGCUGUACCCAAGCCCCAGUCUACAACUGAUCCAUCGUUCCAACAACCUAUUGGUGAAACAUGUGAAAUGUCUCACAAUGUGCCUGAAUGUAGAGUUGACCAUGCAAUUGUAUUAGCUGCGCCUGGGUAUCAAGAUAGGGCUGAUGAAGUUGUCUCUGCGACAGAGCACGUAACCAGGGCCGGGUGUGCUACCUCAAAGGAACCUGAGACUGCCGUGGAUAGCAUCACAGCCAUGUCUGGGUGUGAUACAUCAGAGGAGGUUGCUGCUGCCCUGGAUAGCAUGACAUGUGUCACGGGUACCGAGAGAGUUCCGGAUGAUAUGCUAACCGAUGUGGAAUAUGCAAACGCCUUUCAAGAGUGUGAAGUGUCUCAAUUCUAUGCAUCCCGAGCCGCAUUUCAGUAGGCCACAGUGGAACGUUGACUCUUGUCCAGGUUCCAUAUUUUCUGCUACAACCGAUCCCCUUCCCACCCAGCCUACAGAUGUGGAACUCAACGCCUUCAAUGCCUGUAUUGGUGACAUGGACCCUCUCGGGUACCUAGACAACUCCAUGUUUGCUCUUGAGAGGGUCUGUGGUGAAUAUGUAUUUCAACAACAACAACAGUCGGCACAGCCUCUAGAGGCCCAGCAGGUUGAGGUGCAUCUGGAAACAUUUCAUCAAGUGCCUAGACCGCAGCAGGAGGCCCGGGUCCUACAUCCCGAACAACCAGCAUCUCAAGUGCCUGAAACGUCACAGCAGACUGUUGAUUGUUCCCCAUACCACCACAAUCCGAAGCGGCUGUCACCUAUGAAGAACCCGUGCCUGGUCCCAGCCGAUAUAACCUGGACAGCGACGGGGCUACCGUGUCGUCCAUUGCGAUGAUAAUCCCGGUGGUGAAACAGUUUAUUAUUAUAUGCGGCACAUGUAAAAAAGAAGUUCAACAGAGCGUUCAUCUGUAACAACUACUCGAUUCAUCUGAACAGGCCCAUGCAAUGUGCUGGCGGCUGUGUAUUGUGCACACUGUGUUACAGUGAACAAAGUGGUUGCCGCCUACACAAUAUAUCGUCCACAAGGCCCGCUGUAAGCACCACAGCCAACACCGUUGCAAAUUGCCCUGCUCUGGAGAAUGUAGGAGACUGGGAUCUGGAACUCAACAUAGAUGAUAUGUUCAAGACUGACAAGGAGGUCAACGUCCAUUUGCAGCUGAUUAUGAAUGAGGAGCAAUCCCCUGGAGUUGACACCCUGAAAAGAGCGUUCAACCAUCUCAUCACAGUGAAUGACACCAUGUCCUUCAGGUACUGGGUAAACGAAGCAAUUGCCAGAAGAGGUGGCCUACAGAUAUGUCUGCAUCCCUCAUGUACCUGGGUUCUUGGAUCACGUUGUGGUGGGAACCCGUCCCCUUCCCAGAACAGAGAAGCUGAUCGGACCAGAUGACUCCCUACCGAGAUUGUUCAAUGUGUCACUUGGGUCCUACAGGUUUCAUUGGUGCCGUUUUGUCUUGAAGAAACAGAUCAUUUUGACUACUUCGUUGCCCAGGAGAGGGCAGUCUAAGGUAGUCACAGUUGUUGGCAACACACUGAGAAACCUCACCUGGAGCAGAGAGUUUAGAAGAAUGGUAUUCUAUCUGUGGAGGUGGUUUACAGCUCAGUACGUGUCACCACAAGACAGGCGGCUUAACCUUGUGUUAGAUUGUAAACCCAGUGAAGGUGCUACUUUGGUCCAUGUCAUAGCUUUGUUGGCCUCCAGGAUUGGGAUGGAAACAGUAACACCUCACCUGGCCCAGCAACGGGCCAAAGAUGAUAGCAAUUACUGCUUCAAUGGCAGGAAUGCCAAUAACAUGUUGGUAAUUCAGAUGGUAAUUCCGGAGGUAAUUACAUCGAUAUUGUUGAGGAGUUUAGCUCCUACCACAACAGUGGCGAUGAUGGUAUUGGUCUCCCUCGCGUGUCCACAACCAUAGAGUAUUACAGUUUCCUUUAAAGUAGAGCAAUGAUGUUUGUAUAUGGUUACCAAUUUCACGUGUGUACAAUUUUAUACCUUACUUUAAUUGACCAUAUUACACCUGAGUAAUGUGUAUACUCUUUUGUACCUACCCUUUUCUACUUUUCUAUCAGCCAACUGUAUAUAUCUAUUGCCUUGAAAUAAAAUAUGUCUUGCACAUACA
Molecule: messenger RNA, 4201 nt
Organism: Oncorhynchus kisutch (coho salmon)
Lineage: Eukaryota; Metazoa; Chordata; Actinopteri; Salmoniformes; Salmonidae
Exons: 3
Coding region: 1116-2465 (449 amino acids)
Source: RefSeq, a predicted model, not a curated record